AUGCGCCGUGAUUGUGUAAGAUGCAGCUCUUCAGUGGACCGUUUCAUGGAUGUUAUUGAUAUAUGUAUGCAACGUGUUAAUAUCGGUUACCUGUUGAAAGGAUACUUUCCUUUUUAUUCGUUAGGGGUUGCCUUUUCUGCUUGCAUUAUAUCCCUAUCGCUUCUUAUCCUCCCAGCACAACCGCUGUACGCCGGGGCUGUUCCGCUAGUGCUGCACGCUUUCUCUAUUCUGAUUCUUACUGGAGGCCUCUUUAACGCCGCUGGUGGAAAGAUCAAGCAGAGGAAGCAUCAGGGGGAACUUAUUACGGAGAGUGUAAAGGAUGUGCUAAGUGAAUUGCUGCGGUGUGCGACGUCAUCAAGUGCUGUGUACGUGUUGCUGGCCUUGGAGGUUUUUGUGCAAAUGAGCGCAAUUUUCUCUGAAGCUGGAUGUAUUUGCUGUUUAUGUUGGGUUUGGUUCGGUUGGCUCUUGUGUGGAAAACGCGAGGUGCUGCUUACAUGUUGGCGGGAAGGGGGUCACCUAACAUCUGAUUCGUGA
This is a messenger RNA of Trypanosoma brucei brucei TREU927, 534 nucleotides long. RefSeq lists its product as hypothetical. Lineage: Eukaryota; Euglenozoa; Kinetoplastea; Trypanosomatida; Trypanosomatidae. The coding region runs from base 1 to 534 and encodes 177 amino acids. The transcript has a single exon. The record is from RefSeq and is a predicted model, not a curated record.